GAAACCGCGGCCAGGGUUCCCCCAAGCCGGGCCGGUCUGCACCCAGCCAGCUCAGGUGACCAGGAGGGCGCCGGGCACACCUGGCGCCGUCCCCUGACCCCGCCCCGGGCCCGGCCGCACCCCGGAACGCUCUCCGGGGGAGCCAGCUUGGCGGAGCAAGGCCAUGGCCGCGGCGCCAGCGGUGGGCGCCCCGCAGGGGCCCCCGCCGGGUGUACCGUCCCCGCCGGCCGCCGCGCCAGGGCCUGCGUCCGGCCUGGGCCGCUGCCGGAUGGCGCUGCUGCUGGCCGUGGCGCUGGACGUGGCGGGCAUGGCGGCGCUGCUGACCGGCGUGUUCGCGCAGCUGCAGGUGCGCGGCCGCGACUUCGGCGACCUGCUCAUCUACUCGGGAGCGCUGCUCGUCUUCCUGAGCCUGCUCGGCUGGAUCCUCUGGUACACCGGCAACAUCGAGAUCUCGCGCCAGGAGCUCGAGCGCGACUACGGCCUGCGGCCCUCGGCGCUCGCCCGCCUCGCGCGCAAGCUCUCCCGCCGUUGGUCCGCCCCGGCCUCCUCCUCCGGCCCGCGCGCCGCGCCCGGCUCCCGGGGAGCGCGCCGUGCCGCCCGCGCGCCCCCGCCGCCCGCCGCCAGCUCCCGCCGCGUGCGCCUGCAGCUCGCCACGCUCGAGGCCGGGCCCGGGGCGGCGGGCGCCGGCACCGAGUGAGCCCGAGACGAACCCAUGGCCCCACCUGUUGGCACUGGACCAGGAUGUGCAGCUGUGCCCAAAAUCAUUUGGCCACCGGGAUGCCUAUCUGUUCUCCCCCAUUGGCCCCCCCCCCCCCAUAAAUGGCUCUGCCUCCUA
Messenger RNA from Leopardus geoffroyi (Geoffroy's cat), 835 nucleotides. RefSeq names its product transmembrane protein 238 (gene TMEM238). The record is from RefSeq and is a predicted model, not a curated record. The transcript is spliced from 2 exons. Bases 164 to 697 code for a protein of 177 amino acids. Lineage: Eukaryota; Metazoa; Chordata; Mammalia; Carnivora; Felidae.